AUGAAGAAAGCAAAAAAGAAAGUGUCUGAAUUGACGCCGGUGGAACGGAUGGAAGAUUUGGCUUUGGUUGCGAAGGUUAGCGAAGCUCUAAGCCCUCAUAUUGGUGGAUUGACAGACAAAACACUUUCUGAAUAUGUCAUUCACCUGACUGAGAAACAACUCAAGCAAAACCAGAAGAGCGCAGGACUGGAGAGCGAGAUUGCGCAGUCUCAAGGGUUGAGACAGCGGCUAGCAGACAAUGGUGCGCCUGCCAUACCAUUGAGCUUGUGCAAGAAAUUGCUUUUAUGGACUUCAGAACAAUCCCCCCGUUUGAAAAGACGGAGGGCGAAACAGGCCGAAAAGGUUUUCAGUAGUCAGAAAAGGGAUGGCCUGAAUGAGAAUGUACUCGGUUCGUCUUUUCCAGCUUUGGCUAAAUCAAAUUUAGGACACUCUGUACCGCUCGAAACAGACUUCUAUGAACGUGCAUCUAUGGCUCGAUCGUCUGGAGAACGUACUGCUAGGGGAAUUUCGAAUCUGCCCGCUUGGAUGACCAAAGGGAAGUCACAAGAGCCCCUAGCCAAAAAGCGCAGAACUGGUAAUGAUGAUCAUGAUGAUGAUGGACAGAAAUCGCAACAAUCGAAGUCUAGGAUUUUGAGUGGUCGAAGUACUGCCGCAGCUAUGUCCUCUACCGCCGUUGUCCACCCGGGACUGGACAUCAAGGCUCUCACCAAGUGUGACAACAAUCGUAUGAAAGCAGCUCGUUCCAACAAGCAAGGUUUAUCGGAGCAGGAACUCUUCGACGCUCAACAACUCGUCAGAUCAGGUGUUCUUCCAGUCGAGCAAUACCCCACUUACGAUGCCAAUAUCGGGAUGCUAGCUGUUGAGGAAACCGAGGAAGAGACGGAAGUUGAGCUGAACACAGAUCAUGAAGCAGCUUUUCUUCGUGGUCAAACAAAAAAGUCUGGGCGCCGCGACUUGGAACCAAUAAAAAUUGUCAAAAAUCCGGACGGCAGUCUACAGAGGGCAGCAAUGCAACAAAAUGCUCAAGCAAAAGAAAGGCGCGAAUUACGCCAAGCCCAAGCGAACCAGUUGAUCGAUAGUAUACCAAAAGAUCUGAACCGUCCCUGGGAGGACCCCUUGCCAGAAGCAGGAGAAAGGCAUUUCGCUCAAGAGCUUCGUAGCAUUAAUGUUAUGAGCCAGAUGGAUGGUGCUCCAGAAUGGAAACAGAAAAUAGAGAACAAAACAUUGAGCUAUGGCAUUAUUUCAAAUAAGAGCAUAAAAGAGCAGCGAGAGGGACUGCCGAUAUGCCAGCUGAAGACUGAGUUGCUAUCGGCAAUAUCAGAGAACCAAGUUCUGGUAGUGAUUGGAGAGACAGGGAGUGGGAAAACGACACAAAUGACACAAUAUAUGGUCGAAUUGGGGCUUGCAAAACGGGGGAUAAUUGGGUGCACACAACCUCGACGAGUUGCAGCUGUGUCAGUUGCGAAAAGAGUAGCCGAAGAAUUUGGAUGUGCGUUAGGAGAAAAUGUCGGCUACUCCAUACGAUUUGAAGAUGUAACCUCCUCUGAGACGAUUAUAAAGUACAUGACAGAUGGGAUGUUGAUGCGAGAAUACUUGGCCGACAAUGACCUCAAGCGAUACAGCGCCCUGAUGUUGGAUGAAGCACAUGAGCGCACAAUCCACACCGACGUUCUCUUCGGAUUGCUGAAGGAUCUGUGCCGCAGACGACCCGAUAUGAAGAUAAUUGUCACAUCUGCCACCUUGGACGCUGAGAAGUUCUCGUCAUACUUCUUCCAAUGUCCAAUUUUCACCAUCCCCGGGAGGACCUUCCCGGUCGAAAUUCUAUACGCCAAAGAGCCUGAAUCUGAUUACCUCGACGCUGCAAUGAUCACAGUGAUGCAAAUCCACCUGAGCGAGCCAGUCGGCGAUAUUCUUGUUUUUUUGACCGGACAGGAGGAAAUUGACACGUGUUGCGAAACUUUAUUCACAAGAAUGCAAUCUCUGGGGGAUUUGGCGCCAGAGUUGAUUGUUUUACCCGUCUAUUCCGCACUUCCAGCAGAAAUGCAGUCACGUAUCUUCGAACCCGCUCCUCCCGGCUCCAGGAAAUGCAUUGUUGCAACCAAUAUCGCCGAGGCAUCUCUGACAAUUGAUGGAAUCUAUUAUGUUGUCGACCCGGGAUUCUCGAAACAGAAAGCAUUCAAUCCCAAGCUUGGAAUGGAUUCUUUGGUCGUUACGCCUAUUAGCCAGGCCUCUGCUAGACAACGUGCUGGGCGCGCGGGGAGAACUGGCCCAGGAAAGUGCUAUCGUCUAUAUACCGAACAUGCGUUCAAGACAGAGAUGAUGUCGACCAACAUCCCGGAGAUCCAAAGAACAAACCUGGGGAAUGUUGUCCUGCAGCUUAAGGCGAUGGGAAUCAAUGAUUUGAUUGGGUUUGACUUCAUGGACCCCCCUCCAGUUGCUACUCUUGUUGGUGCGUUAGAGUCCCUUCAUGCACUAGGUGCCCUUGACGAGGAAGGGUUAUUGACCCGCCUUGGGCGAAAGAUGGCGGAGUUUCCUCUCGAGCCCAACCUUUCAAAAAUGCUAAUUCUUUCGGUCGAUCUUGGCUGCUCUGAAGAAAUAUUGACAAUAACAGCAAUGUUAAGUGUUGAGAAUCCAUUCUAUCGUCCGAAGGACAAACAAGCACAAGCAGACAUGAAGAAAGCAAAAUUCCAUCAACCAGAAGGGGAUCAUUUGACUUUGCUGACAGUCUACAAGGGAUGGGAGAGCUCAAGGUUUAGCAACCCAUGGUGCUUUGAGAACUUUGUUCAAGCGAGAAGUAUGAAGCGAGCACAGGAUACUACAAGAUUGUAUCGAAAGCAAUUGCCGCUGGUUUCUUCCCAAAUGCAGCCAAGAAAGAUCCACAAGAAGGAUAUCGUACACUUGUCGAUCAGAACCCUGUAUAUAUCCAUCCAUCGUCGGCACUCUUCAACAAAGCACCCGACCUUUUACAAACUUGCAGAUCCAAACAAAAUAACGAAGCAAAAGAGAAAGGAAAAAAUCGAACCCCUGUUCGAUCGAUUCAAUCCAAAAGAUUCCUGGCGGUUAUCCAAGAGAAAAGGAUAA
This is a messenger RNA of Cylindrotheca closterium, 3081 nucleotides long. Lineage: Eukaryota; Bacillariophyta; Bacillariophyceae; Bacillariales; Bacillariaceae. The record is from the annotation of a GenBank genome assembly.